AUGGUGACUCCAAUGACUCCAAUGUCCAUCUCUUGGAUGAGGGCCCAGGCUGCAUCCUGGAGGAACAACAUCCCAGCAGUGUUCAUCUUUCUCCUGAUGCUGGCCGUGCUGCUCGAUUAUGUAAAGUACCGAAGACGAAGAAACAGUCGAUCUCCACCAGGACCUAUGCGUCUUCCUUUCUUUGGGAAUUUGCUGUUAAUCGAUCUCAGAAAUCCACAUAUUUCUAUUAAACAGUUGGCAGAUAAGUAUGGAACUGCCUUUUCAUUUCAAAUUGGAUGGCACAAUUUUGUUGUACUGAGUGGAUUCAAGAUGAUAAAAGAGGCACUGGGACAGAAAGCAGAAGACUUCGCUAACCGGCCACAUAGUCCACUGUUCAACCUAAUAGGCUUUAGAAAAAAUUGUGAAGGAAUACUCAUGGCGACGUACAGCAGUGGCUGGAAGGAGCAGAGGAAAUUCUGUGUCUCCACUCUGAAAAACUUUGGGAUGGGGAAGAAAACACUUGAAGAAAGGGUAUCUGAAGAAGCUGGAUUUCUGUGCUCAGAAUUCAAAUCACGAGCAGGCUCUCCCUUUAACCCUCAAAAUCUUGUGAACAACGCAGUUGGCAAUAUUAUCUGCACCUUAACAUUUGGUGACCGCUUUGAAUACAAUGAUGAGACCUUCCUGAAGCUAAUGCACUUGACAGAGGAUAUUAUGAAGACGUUAACCAGAAACCUGCCCCAGCUUUUCCUCUCAGUAUCCUGGCUUUCCUAUAUUCCUGGACCUCACCUUAAAAUUAGGAAAUUGUAUAAUGAAAUUACUGCCAUGGUAAGAGAGAUUGUAAAUAAGCAUAAGAAAACAAGAGAUCCAACCUUUCGAAGAGAUUUCAUUGACGCAUUUCUAGAGGAGAUGGAAAAGGUCCAAGGGAAUGCAAAAAGCAGUUUUAAUGAGGAGAACCUCGUUAAAAUUAUUUACGAUUUGGUUGCAGCUGGCACUGAAACUACUUCUUCCACCUUACUUUGGGGGUUGCUGAAAAUGGUCCUUCAUCCAGAAGUUCAAAAAAAAGUCCAUGAAGAAAUUGAAGAAGUACUUGGGAAGGAUAAAAUACCCAUGAUGGAGGAUCAGCCCAAAAUGCCUUAUACCAAUGCUGUAAUCCAUGAAAUUCAACGUUGUGCUGAUAUUGUAGCUUUUGCAUUUCCAUAUUUCACACGGCAAGAUGUUGAAGUUGGAAAGUUUGUCAUCCCUAAGGUUUACCUGGAUUUCACAGUGGGUGUGAUCCUAUGCACACUUACCUGGGAGUGA
Molecule: messenger RNA, 1278 nt
Organism: Sphaerodactylus townsendi
Lineage: Eukaryota; Metazoa; Chordata; Lepidosauria; Squamata; Sphaerodactylidae
Product: cytochrome P450 2D15-like
Exons: 8
Coding region: 1-1278 (425 amino acids)
Biological process (GO): xenobiotic metabolic process; arachidonate metabolic process
Cellular component (GO): cytoplasm; intracellular membrane-bounded organelle
Molecular function (GO): oxidoreductase activity, acting on paired donors, with incorporation or reduction of molecular oxygen, reduced flavin or flavoprotein as one donor, and incorporation of one atom of oxygen; heme binding; iron ion binding
Source: RefSeq, a predicted model, not a curated record